UAUUUCCUAUUAUAUAUACUCACUGCUAAACUUGGACGCCGCUUCUACGUACACAACGCACGCAAGAUUAUACUACUUUGUGCCUUGCUUAUAGUUUUCUUGUCUUUCUUGUCCUCCACGUUCCCUCCUUCUCCCAUUUAUCUCUAGAUGCCUGAAAACCCCCAGCAGGCUCCAGCUUCCCAAGCUCCACCCGCACCGAGGAAAGUUAGAUUCAACGUCGGUACUCAGUAUCAGGUUCUCGAUGUCGUAGGCGAGGGCGCAUAUGGUAUCGUCUGUUCAGCUGUUCACCGGCCCAGUGGCCGCAAGGUUGCCAUCAAGAAGAUCGCACCCUUUGAUCAUUCCAUGUUCUGCUUGCGGACACUCCGAGAACUAAAACUUCCUCAAAUUCCUCAAAUGAUCCAGGAGCUGAUGGAAACAGACAUGCACCGUGUUAUCCGAACCCAAGACCUCUCAGAUGACCACGCUCAAUAUUUCAUUUAUCAGACCCUGCGCGCACUCAAGGCCCUACAUUCUGCUGAUGUCAUCCACCGUGAUCUCAAACCUUCAAAUCUCCUCCUUAAUGCAAACUGUGAUCUCAAGGUCUGCGACUUUGGGCUGGCACGAUCAGUAAAGACCGCCGAACCAUCAGGCACCGAAACCGGGUUUAUGACCGAAUAUGUCGCUACACGGUGGUACCGAGCCCCUGAGAUCAUGCUGACGUUCAAGCAAUAUACUAAAGCUAUCGACGUCUGGUCUGUUGGAUGCAUCUUGGCUGAGAUGCUCUCCGGAAAGCCUUUGUUCCCCGGCAGAGACUACCACCAUCAGCUCACCUUAAUCUUGGAUGUUCUCGGCACACCAACGCUGGACGAGUUUUACGCCAUUACCACACGCAGAUCGCGCGAUUAUAUUCGAGCUCUUCCUUUCCGCAAACGCCGGCCAUUUGCGCAAAUCUUCCCCAACGCCAAUCCUUCGGCUGUAGACUUCUUGACGAAGACUCUCACAUUCGAUCCUAAGAAACGCAUAACAGUCGAAGAGGCUUUGGCUCACCCAUACCUCGAAGCAUAUCACGAUCCCGAUGACGAACCAGUUGCACCACCGCUCGACCCGGAGUUCUUUGAAUUCGAUCUGCACAAGGACGAUAUCAGCCGCGAACAGCUCAAAGAACUUCUCUACGAAGAGAUCAUAUCCUUCUGUCCCGCCCCAAUCACCUAAACACACCAUCGCUGUCCAUAAACCAGAGGAUCCAUAUGUAAUACUGUGCCGAGCGUCAAAUUGAAUUAGGGAUAGAAAUAUGUACAAAAUAUGUUCUUUGGUGCCUUUUAACUGGUAGUCGUACUGCUUUGCUAUGGACAGUACUCAUUCGAUUUUUUUGUGUAUCUCUCCACAACCAGUAGCUCAUCGCACGGAUCUUGUAAUUAUCACACUUUUUGUCGCCGCGUCACCCAAUGUUCAAUAUAUGCAAUUUGUUUGGAUGACCAGUGCCUACACACAUAGUCACUGAUAGUAACCACUCGACGGAACUUGGGGGCCUG
Messenger RNA from Suillus discolor, 1511 nucleotides. RefSeq names its product kinase-like domain-containing protein. The transcript is spliced from 8 exons. Gene Ontology annotation, cellular component: nucleus; cytoplasm. Gene Ontology annotation, biological process: protein phosphorylation; intracellular signal transduction. The record is from RefSeq and is a predicted model, not a curated record. Bases 148 to 1191 code for a protein of 347 amino acids. NCBI's taxonomy places the organism in Eukaryota, Fungi, Basidiomycota, Agaricomycetes, Boletales, Suillaceae. Gene Ontology annotation, molecular function: ATP binding; MAP kinase activity.